AUGGAUAAUUCAACUAUUGUAUUUAUUGCUGUGCUAGGUAUUGCAUUUAUCUUUUUGAGAUGGUUAAUUGCUCCAAUCCCACCUCAGUUACCUAAUGAAUUAAACGAGGCUCUUGCAAAUAAUUCGGCUAAUAAUUCUAAUAGAUCUACUAAUAGUUCCAACUCUACCAAUAAUACUAACAGAAGAUCAAGAAGGGAUGUUUCUGAUGAUAUGAUUGAGGUGGUUCAAACUAUAGCUCCUCAAUUAACAAGAGGCCAAAUUAGAAUGGACUUAGAAAGAUCAGGUUCGGUCGAGUUAACUAUGGAAAGGUAUAUGGAAACUGGCAGUUUACCAUUCCCACCAGGAGAAUCUGCCUCUACUCUGAAUUUACAGCCAGAUAUAAGUGAACAUUCACAAGUAACGAAAAAAGAGCCUGAAAAUUUGAUUGACAAGUAUGGCUUGAAAUCAAAAAUUAGAGACGACGAAGGUGAAGAAAUAGAAAACAUCGAUGACAAUAAAUGGGGUUCUAGUAAAGAGGAGAGAACAUCAUUAUUGAACAGAAAGAGAGAAGAAAUGAUUUUACAAGCCAGAAAAAGAUUGGCCUCUCAAUUACAAAAUGAAGUUGCGUUAUGA
Molecule: messenger RNA, 612 nt
Organism: Debaryomyces fabryi
Lineage: Eukaryota; Fungi; Ascomycota; Pichiomycetes; Serinales; Debaryomycetaceae
Exons: 1
Coding region: 1-612 (203 amino acids)
Molecular function (GO): ubiquitin binding
Source: RefSeq, a predicted model, not a curated record